Molecule: messenger RNA, 2094 nt
Organism: Fonsecaea erecta
Lineage: Eukaryota; Fungi; Ascomycota; Eurotiomycetes; Chaetothyriales; Herpotrichiellaceae
Exons: 2
Coding region: 1-2094 (697 amino acids)
Source: RefSeq, a predicted model, not a curated record
AUGGAGAGUCCCCGUGUCGCACUGUUGAUCAUUUUGCUUCUUUUCGUCUUUCUCACUCCAGAACAGCCUGCACGACGCUUGCGCCAACUCGACUCGGAUCGCAUCGAGGAUGAGCGUCGAGCAGGACUCGACGUUUUGGCAAAUUCAUCUUACGGGCAAAUCAAUCCGAAAGGAAAUAGCUGGUUGAACUUGACAGGCUUUCGAAAAGUCGAUGGCUACAAAUGGGAUUCCCUAUCACUCGCGCAGGACCUGAGCCGAGGUCAGUUUGAAACCAACUGGGAGGGGAUAGAUGUGACCGAUAAUUUGCCCAUCUUUCAAAGGGUCACGGGGGAGGUUCGUGGCAAGUUCUACCACGAUGAGAUCUCCGGCAUCUCUCCAGUUAUCAACCUGACCGCCCUGGACCCAAGAAUGGACUAUCUCACGGACAGAUUCGAAAGAAAUAUCACUGAACGUGAAGGCGAGCUCAGUCUAUCCAUCCACGAUGUCAAUGAGAGGCCAGUUCGAGAAGCCUCCUCAAUCAAAGCGGACAUUUCCAUUUGGACAGAUUCCUCUCCUGGCAAUGGUUGGCAGGCCAAGCUCCAGGGCGUCCAUCUUCCUUCGGGCCAGAUCAUCAUGUCUACGGCCAGUUCCAAAUUCGACGCUCUGCCCGCUCUUCCGCAUUUUGCCCUGGAUGUUACAGCUUUCAAUGCAUCGAUACCCGUGGUGAACGAGACAAUUCACGAAAUGUGGGACAGAGCCUUCGACGACGGAGUCGAUGGACUGGUAUUUGCUCCUCAAUGCGAACUCAUCGUCUGGCUGCAGCCGAUACCGUAUAGGUUUUCCAGUCUUGAUUCAACGAGAGCCAGUGAUUUCCUUCACCGAGUUGAACAGGAGCUAUCUCAGCCAGAAGGCGCUCCUGUCGGACAGUCGCCACCGUUGAGCUUUUCAGCCGUCGUUUUCUCGCCCGACUGCGGUUACAUCUUAUCAUCUCCCACGCUUUUCGGGCCUAAAAUCGAGACGUACUGGACUCUAGCACAGCGAUUGCUGUUUGCAUACGUCAUCUCGAUUGGGAUGCAAAUCGCUCUUCUCAAACGGCAAAUGGAAAAGGCUUCCACGCCCUCGACCCGAAGCCGCAUUGCUUACCAAAGUAUUGUCAUUGCUGCACUAGGUGAUGGCUUGCUCUUGUUUGCGCUCAUGGCACUGCUCAUGGUAGAUGAUGCAGCUUUCUUAAUGGUCGCAGCAGCUGCCUAUCUGGCCUGUAUACACGUUGCCUUUCUGGAGGUGAAGUUCGUCUUUGACAUCUGGACAGUCCAGGUCGGCGACCCUGCGCGUGCGGAACAGGAACGUCAACGGAGGGCCACCACAAAUCCGGCAGCUACACCUGCUUCAGCAUCGACUGGUGUCCAAACAUCAAGCGCCGAUGCCACGGUCGGCCUGCCUCUUCCAGCCACAGCUCCAAGGCCUGAUGGAGCUACUCCAGUGAUCAUCCCCUCCGAUCAGGGAAACCCGGUGCCAGCAGAGAUUCCGAGCCCACGUGCCUCCUUUGCUGCCAUUUACAGUCGAUUCUACUUCUCGCUCGUGAUGCUCAUGUUCUUUUCCCUCUGGGCAACGACGUGGCCAAGAGCCUUGCGAUCGGCUUAUGUGAACCUUUUGGUAUUAUGUUACUUCUCAUACUGGUGGCCACAGAUCUAUCGCAACGCAAUGCGUAACUGUCGAAAAGCCCUGAGCUGGGAAUAUGUGGUCGGCACAAGUAUUCUUCGCGCAGUGCCAAUCCUCUAUUGGUAUUUCGCCGAUAAUAACCUCCUUUCCAUCGACACGAGCCCGACUGCCGCUGUUAUCUUGCUUGGUUGGCUGUGGCUUCAAGUCGCGCUCCUUGCGAGCCAACAGUUCCUAGGCCCCCGUCUUCUUGUGCAAGAUUCCUGGUGCCCGCCGGCCUACGAUUACCACCCCUUACUCCGUGAGGAUGAUGUCGAAGCAAAUGGGAUGUCCAUCGGGCGGCUCGCCUCUGCGUCUGAGGCCAAAGACAAAGACGACAGAACCCGCAAGGUGUUCGAUUGCGCCAUUUGUAUGAACGAAAUCGAUGUGCCAGUUCUGUCGAAAGCAGACAUGCCUUGA